AUGGAAUGCGAUCUCGGAGUGGUGAAAAAGCUUGGUCAGUGGCUCCCCCGUGUAUUGAGCGACGACAACCGCCAAAGACGCCUAAACCUCUGCACUCCGCUGCUCUUCAGAAGCCACAAAUUCGACUGGUUAGGUGCCAUUGUCACUAAAGAUGAAAAAUGGGUCUUCUACGUCAACCACACCCUCAAACGUGCUUGGUGCGCCGACGAUAAAAUGCCGGAUCUUUUCGUGAAAGGUGAAAUCCAUGAGAAGAAGGUCAUGCUGAGCGUCUGGGGGAGGGGGGUUCAUGGAAUCUAUCGUUUCAAACUGUUGCCGGACAAUACGACAAUUACUGCCGAGGUCUACUGCGCUCAACUGCAAAGACUGGCCGACAAGAUCCGCAAGGAGCAAUCGAAGGUCGACAACGUUCGAAUGCUACACGAUAACGCGCGCCCUCACAUCGCAAAGAAGACUUCCCAGAAAAUUCUGGAGCUCAGAUGGGAAGUUCUACCGCACCCACCGUACAGCCCGGACCUGGCCCCGAGCGACUACCACCUCUUCCGUUCGCUUCAGCAUCACUUCGAAGAGAAGCGCUACACUGAUCGUGACCACCUCGAAAAUAACCUUCGAGCAUUCUUCGCCUCCAAGUCGCCGGAGUUCUACGUAGUAAGUAGUAUAGCUGGUCUGGCCAAAGGAAUCCGUGAUCUUGUGUGA
Necator americanus (New World hookworm) is the source of this 693-nucleotide messenger RNA. RefSeq lists its product as uncharacterized. NCBI's taxonomy places the organism in Eukaryota, Metazoa, Nematoda, Chromadorea, Rhabditida, Ancylostomatidae. The transcript has a single exon. Gene Ontology annotation, molecular function: histone H3K4 methyltransferase activity; double-stranded DNA binding; DNA topoisomerase binding. The coding region runs from base 1 to 693 and encodes 230 amino acids. The record is from RefSeq and is a predicted model, not a curated record. Gene Ontology annotation, cellular component: nucleus; site of double-strand break; condensed chromosome. Gene Ontology annotation, biological process: DNA double-strand break processing; DNA integration; double-strand break repair via nonhomologous end joining.